This is a messenger RNA of Moesziomyces antarcticus, 1326 nucleotides long. RefSeq names its product N-terminal nucleophile aminohydrolase. Lineage: Eukaryota; Fungi; Basidiomycota; Ustilaginomycetes; Ustilaginales; Ustilaginaceae. Gene Ontology annotation, molecular function: hydrolase activity. Bases 1 to 1326 code for a protein of 441 amino acids. The record is from RefSeq and is a predicted model, not a curated record. The transcript has a single exon.
AUGCAUGCUCUCCGCAUUGCUCGCUUGGGCCAGGGUCUUGCUCGUCCACCUGUCCUGCUCAGCGCCUUGGCUCCCGACAGCCAUCUCGCAACUGCGUACGAUAUGCCUGCAACGAAUGACAUGGAGAAAGGGCAGCACGCACACAUUGUGGCGCUCGUCAUUCACGGCGGUGCUGGCGGAACCACGACCCCAGACAUGCCAGCUGACCUGCUCGAGGCGUAUCGAAACCGGCUGCGCAGCAUCCUCACCACCACGUAUGCAGCGGAGCACGCUUCGUCGCUCGAUGCAGUCUGCCAUGCUGUAUCGCAGCUCGAGGACUCGCCGCUCUUCAAUGCGGGCAAGGGCGCCGUGUUUGACCUGGCUGGCAACACGGUGUGCGAGUGCUCGCUUAUGACGACGCAGCCGCACCUCAAUUCGAACACGGUUGCGGUCACGGGAGUGGAGCGCACCAAGAAUCCGAUCAAGCUAGCGAGGGUCUUGAUGGAAAAGAACAAAGAGCUGGGAGGACAUGCUUUCUAUUCGGGGAGGGCGGCCGAGCAGGCCGGGUGGAAGUAUGGAACCAAGCAGGUGGGCAAGAGGUACUACUGGACCAAGCGCAGGUGGAACGAGCACAAGCGCGGACUUGGCGAGAUCCAGCAGGGCGAUGGUAAGGAAGAGUUGUGUUUCGAUGCGGUUGGCGACGAGGAUCUGCCAGCUUAUGGGGAAGGUGCGGCGGAGAAGAUGGAGGAGCACGAGGAUCAGGCGGUUUUCGAUAGGUAUGCUGAUCUGAGCGACUUUUUGCCGCAAGGAACGGUGGGUGCCGUAGCGCUCGACUCUGAGGGUCAUCUGUCCGUCGCCACGUCGACGGGCGGCAAGACGAACAAGUUCCCCGGCCGAAUUGGCGACACUCCCUCGGUCGGGUCUGGGUUUCUGGCUGAUUCGUGGACCAGCACAGCGGUGCAUCGACACAAACGAUCUUGGCUGGUGCGAGUCGUACAGCGUCUGCUGCUCAAAGCGCCACCAGCGGGGAACGUGGGGAAGGAGCAAGGCGUGGUGAUCUCGGGCACGGGCGAUGGCGACUUUUUCCUGCGCACGUGCUUUGCCUCGUCCAUCGCCGACCGCAUCCGUUUCGCCAACGUCCCCAUCGAACGCGCGAUCAAUGCGGCCAUGGCCGAGAUGGUGCGGCUGUACGGAAAGCCAAAGGGCGUCGGUGGGGCGAUUGUCCUCGACAGUGACGGGAAUGCGUACUUCCCCCUGGCCGCGGCAACGAUGAACAGAGGCCUCAUCUCAAAGCACACCGGCUUCAGACCAAGGAUCGCCAUCUUUGAUCACGAGAAGCUGGCCUAG